This is a messenger RNA of Eupeodes corollae, 573 nucleotides long. Its product is annotated as 40S ribosomal protein S15Aa. Gene Ontology annotation, biological process: translation. The record is from RefSeq and is a predicted model, not a curated record. NCBI's taxonomy places the organism in Eukaryota, Metazoa, Arthropoda, Insecta, Diptera, Syrphidae. The transcript is spliced from 2 exons. Bases 141 to 533 code for a protein of 130 amino acids. Gene Ontology annotation, cellular component: ribosome; cytosolic small ribosomal subunit. Gene Ontology annotation, molecular function: structural constituent of ribosome.
CAUAGGUGGCGCGCUUAUGCUAACGAAAUGUCAAAUCUGAAAAGAAGUAGUGGCAACUUAAUAAAAAUGAACUUCCUCUUUUUCGAUACGUUCUCGUCGGUGACUAUUUGUCAAAAAUUUUCACAAAAUAAAUCCUAGCCAUGGUGCGUAUGAACGUAUUGGCCGAUGCCCUCAAAUGCAUUAACAACGCUGAAAAGCGCGGCAAGCGUCAGGUUCUCCUGCGUCCCUGCUCAAAAGUCAUCGUCAAGUUCUUGACCGUGAUGAUGAAGCACGGAUACAUUGGAGAGUUCGAAAUUGUCGAUGACCACAGAUCAGGAAAGAUCGUCGUCAACUUGACCGGCAGAUUAAACAAAUGCGGAGUCAUCUCCCCACGGUUUGAUGUCCCAAUCAAUGCCAUUGAAAAAUGGACAAAUAAUUUGCUGCCAUCCCGUCAGUUCGGUUAUGUUGUGCUUACCACAUCUGGUGGUAUCAUGGACCACGAAGAGGCCAGGCGAAAACACUUGGGAGGAAAGAUCCUUGGAUUCUUCUUUUAAGUAAUUUUAAACACAAAAAUAUAAAAGAUUUUUUACAACA